AUGUACUUUGUAGCACAGGCCAAGGAGCCAUCUGCCGGAGCAGCCAGACCAGGCCGUGUCAUUGGCUGUUGGCUGUGCGUCGUCGGGACCGGAUCCGCCUUCCCGGUUGAGCUAAGCCGCGAAGCUCCUCCUGGCCGCCUCAGACGACACCUCCCCAUCGCGACGUUAUCAAACCUUCUCUUACGGAUACCUGACCUUACAGCAAAGAGGCAUUGGAUGGUCUUGCGCACACGACACACACCUGACCGCCCUUUGUUUGCUUCUUCGCUUUCGCCCGUCCUUCCCGCCCUUCCCGUUCUGCAAAGUUGCCUUUUCCUUCCCAUCGCACUGACCAUCCAGGUGGCCAAUUGGGGAAUCACGGACGUUGCUCCCGAGGCCUGGGGAUCGACUGCCCGCCGCAUGUGUGUCCAAGAAGAUCCCUUCUUUCCUGCAUCGGCACCCGUUAUACCCUACUGCCGCACCUCACAAUCGGUCCAUCCAACCGCCUUCAGGCGCACACGUUUCACUCUGCAUCGUGUCUCGCCUACGCCAACCUCGGUUUGCCCGCCUGAUGGCCUGAUAGUGCCGCUUUGA
Colletotrichum abscissum is the source of this 573-nucleotide messenger RNA. RefSeq lists its product as uncharacterized. The record is from RefSeq and is a predicted model, not a curated record. Lineage: Eukaryota; Fungi; Ascomycota; Sordariomycetes; Glomerellales; Glomerellaceae. The coding region runs from base 1 to 573 and encodes 190 amino acids. The transcript has 2 exons.